AUGUGCAUUUCAAGGGAUUCGGGGCGAUCGGCGGCGUUUCUGCCGCCAAGGAAGGAAGGGGAUGAGUUUCGUAACUCGAAGAAAUUGAAGGUAAUUGGAGUCGGUUCAAGGGCCUCCGAUGAAAAUUCUUUGCAAGAAUCGAAGAAAUUCGGGAUUUUGAGGAUUUCUGGUGAAGGGGGUUCGCAGAGAUCGAGGGUGAUGAAGAAGGUCAAUACCGAUCCUUUUGAUUAUGAUUCAUCACAAGAGGUGGACGAUUUGGGCGUGCCGCCUCGGAGGAAGGGGGGGGGGAGGAUAGAGUUGAGUGACUUGGGUAUUUCUCAGUCAAGAGAUCCCGAAAGUCAAGGUGAUGGCUGGGAUCUUGGUGGGGAUUUUGGGAAAUCUAGGAAAAGGGCCAGGGGUGAGGUUAAUCCAGAUCCAUAUGAUUAUAAUUCAUCGCAGGAGUUGGAGGAACAUGUGGUUCCACCUCAAAGCAAGGUCAGGGAUGAUAAGGUUUUUGAUUUCACAGAGGAUGGGGAUUUAUGGGAAUCGAAGAAGUCCAAGAAUCUCGAUCUUGAUUCAUUUACGUUAGAUUCCUCUCAGGAGUUGGGUAAUUUGGGUACUUCUAAGUCGAGAAAACAUGAAAACAAUGAGUCUGGGGAGAUGAUGGAGCAUGAAGAUGAGGUGAAUUUUGCAUUGGAUGGGCUGAAGAAGGGGCAACCAGUGGCAGUUCAUAGGGCGAGCCUUCUGUCAUUGCUAACAAUUUGUGGAACAGCGCAGCAGAGGCGGCUUUUGAAAAUGCAUGGGAUGGCGGAAAUUAUCCUCGAUGCUGUUUUGGGACUCAAUUUUGAUGAUAUGCCAUGUAACGUUGCUGCUGCAGCUUUAGUUUAUGUUCUGACGGUUGACGGUCGAAAUGAUCAUCUUCUGGAUUCACCAAGCUGCAUCCAUUUUCUAAUAAAAAUGUUGAAACCACUUUCACCUAGCGUUGUCAAGGAAAAAGCUCUACCUGUUGGUAGCAAGCUUCUAAGCCUGUGCAGGAGUGUCGGUUUGUUACAGGAACCAGCCAAGGGAACAGAUUCUAGCUCUACUGCAAUCAUGCUCCAGGUUCGGGAGAUCCUUGUCAAUUGCAAGGAAAUGAAGUCAAGAGAUGACAGUCAUGGUGGGGUAGAAGAACCAGAGUUGAAUCCUAAAUGGAUUAGUUUGCUUACAAUGGAGAAAGCGUGCUCAUCUCGUAUCUCUAUUGAAGGUUUAGAACUCGUUUUACUUAACUUAUGUGUUUCAUUACUGAGGAACUCUUCACCAUCCAAUUCCAAAGAUGAAAAGGUGGGCUGUAUUCCUUACGAGGGCAACCAUUUCGAAGGCCUUUCUGGCUUAGGUUUAACUUCUCAGGAAAGUUUUACCCAGCUCGACGUGAUCAGAUCGAGCGCUGGACCCACUCAAUGUUCCGCUGAUACCCUGUUGCUUAAGCUGAGAGCCGAAUCCUCCAAAUCAGGAAUGUGUGGCGGGACAUCAAGGGAAUCUGAUAGGAUGGUCCGCACGAGUGGUAAUUCAGGAAUGGACGGUCAGGAUCCUUUUAUGUUUGACGAGGAUGACUGUGAGCCCUCAAAGUGGGACGUAAUGUCGGGAAGCUCGAAUAAGCCGUUGUCCCAAGGUAACAGGCAAAGUGGGAGUCGAUUAGGAUUUGAGAGUCACCCUGUUCUUGUGGCCAGCCAGCAAGAAUCGAAUGAUGUAGGAUAUCGUCAUUCGCAGGAGGCUUCUUGUUCUUCGGCUUUUGACGAUGAUAAUAAGUCUAAUCUCCUGGCGGAUUGUCUACUCACGGCUGUCAAGGUUCUUAUGAACUUGACGAACGACAACCCUGACGGCUGUCGGCAAAUUGCCACCUGUGGGGGAUUAGAAAUAUUGUCUUCUCUGCUUGCUGGUCAUUUUUCGUCAUUUAGAACUUGUUUGCCGCAUUCUGAUGAUGCUAGGGAUAGUAUCUCAUCAUCUAAAUCGAGUCCUAAGAGCAGUACGCCUCUCACUGACCGAGAGCUAGAUUUCCUCGUUGCUCUUUUGGGUUUGCUUGUGAAUUUGGUGGAGAAAGAUAGUCGGAACAGAUCUCGGCUUGCAGCGGCUACUGUUUCAUUACCAAACCAGGAAGGUUCGGCCUCGAAAGAUCAAAGUGAUAUUAUUUCUCUACUGUGCUCAAUCUUCUUGGCUAAUCAAAGCAACACUGAUGCCACCAGAGAGGAGACAUAUUUGUCUUGGGCUGAACUGAAGGAGAAGAGCCCAAUAUGUGUUGCACAUUCUGAAAUGAACAGCCCAAUAAGAGCUGAAGAUGAUGAAGGUUACAACCCAAUAAGGGCUGUUAAUACUAAACUGUACAGCCCAAACAGGGUUGUAAAGGCUGAAGUUCACAGCCCAGACUGGGUUGCAAAUGGUGAAAUGGACUGUCCACUUAUUGCUGGAAAUGGCUGCAAGGAAUAG
Striga hermonthica is the source of this 2439-nucleotide messenger RNA. The record is from the annotation of a GenBank genome assembly. NCBI's taxonomy places the organism in Eukaryota, Viridiplantae, Streptophyta, Magnoliopsida, Lamiales, Orobanchaceae.